Molecule: messenger RNA, 7875 nt
Organism: Guillardia theta CCMP2712
Lineage: Eukaryota; Cryptophyceae; Pyrenomonadales; Geminigeraceae
Exons: 5
Coding region: 1-7875 (2624 amino acids)
Molecular function (GO): zinc ion binding
Source: RefSeq, a predicted model, not a curated record
AUGAAUGGACAUUGGAAUCAGAACGAUGGAAUAAAUUUCAGCGCCAUGGUCAACAUUGUUGCAGCCUCCGUGAUCGCUCAGCAUGGCUACCUGGACUUUGAGGUCCUUGAACGCGAGCUGGGCAAACGGACGGACAUGGAAAGGUUGAAGAGGAAUAGAGAAGCGAAUGGGAUCCUGUUCAACAUGCAGAGAGUCUUGAAGAACAUCAACCUGGUGAUAAGCUCGGCGAUCGCAACAAACUGGCUGAUAACCCUGCACGAUGUACGGGAGAUGAUGUUCAAGCUGAAAGAUCUCGACGGCCUGUCGAGCUUCGACGACCUGCAUGUCGGAUCUCUGCUCCACUUCCGCAAAGUCAAGGAAAAUUUCCAUCCAUCCGAGAGUAUCCUUGAGCGCAACAACAUCCCUCCGAUAACUACCCUGGAAGUCUUGCUGAAGAUUGCUCAAAUGCAGAUGGGAAAAGACGCGGAUGUUCUUCAGGAGGUAGAAGGAGCGAUGAACGAUCUGGCUGUCGAAAAAGGAUACGAGAGCAGCAGCGAUCUCUGCCUGUAUAUUGACAGAAGCAAACUUGUUCACUUCUUUGCUAGGAUGGCAGAAAGGUUCGCAAGAGCAAAUCUCAAGCAGGUGAAGCAAGAAUUCGCAGAGAGGAUGGGGCACAUGCGCGUCGAGAAUCAUUUCACCGGCAUGCAGCGCGGGGUGAUAUGGUGGCAUCGGCUGAGAGCUCUGGUUGCAGGGAUGGAUCAUGGGAGAGCUCUGCAAUGCAUUCAGGAAGUGUUGCAGAAUAACGCUGGUUUGUCCGAUCUGCUUGGCGAGGGCGAAGACUUGUGUCCUUCUGUCAGUGUCAUGCCGACCUUCGAUGGAUUAGAAGUGCAUGAAGAAACGCAAUGCAGCGUCUGCUUGUUUUUGAUUCAAGGAACACGAUGGUCGUGUGGUUCUUGUCCAGAUGUUGACUUGUGCGACAUGUGCAAUGAGUAUCGGCUGAGGGAGAAAGUCUGCGAGGAGAUCAAAGAGUGCGAACAUCAUCUCUUCCUGCCGUUCUGCGAAGAGUUUGGGAGGAGGCCGCAGAUUCUCUACCGUCUGGUGCUGGAGAUCAUCGCUGACCAUGGAGAAGACGUGCUAGCGGUCGAGGCCAUGAGCUCCGACCACCUUGCAGAGCUUGUUCUUUUCAAACUUCACGAGCGGGACCUGAGGCUUCUUGAAAGAGGUGAUCGUACGUCCUACAUGUCGUUGAUCAGAAGCGGAUGUCAAGAGAUACAAGCUGCGAUUGACAACCCGGAAGCAUCAGCCUGUAGAUAUCUGAAAGAGACUUGGAAAGUCAUGGAAUGGACCGCAGCAGCGUUCUCAAGGAUCAUCCAAGACAUCAAGACAGAGAUUUUGGCCCUCCGCUACAACACACCCAAGAUGUCUCUCACAGUUCGGCGAGAGGAGCGAAGUGAUAUUCAUCACAAUCUUGCUCUGCUCCUGUACAUGGCAAUGUACAUCACUGGAGCUCCACCUUUGCCAGCGGAGCGCGGGGCCGCCAUGCCCACUGCAGUGGAAGCUCGUCCAGCAAACUCAGUCAGGAAUGUCGACGUUGAGACCAUUCUUGGAGAGUUUGCCGCUGCGAUAGGCAACGUUCGCUUGCAAGCAAGAGACGUGCUGUCGGUUCUCAUUGAGCUUGACAACAUCUAUCAAAGACACGCUGGCCCUUCCUCGCUUCCCUCGGUGGUCCAGCUGAUCCGUGAGAAUCAGCUGCUGUGCGACUUUAUCAACCAGUGCAACCUAGUCAAGGCCCCGGAGGCGUCAUCGGCAGAUGCUCUGAACGCAGUCAAGGGUGAGAUGGAGUGCAUGAAGACAGUGAGCGUGAAGAACGUCUGGAAGGUUGUGGAUCAACUUCAGCAGCUGGAAGACAGAAUCUGCAAGAAGAAUGGGGUGGAGCAGUUCGCCGCGAUGUCAGGAGGGAAGAGCUUCUUGGAGCUCUGCAUCGACUCGUCGCAGUUGGAGAAGCUGCUCGAGGAGAAGCUCGUGAUGGACGCGAGUCAAGGAGCAUCAAGGCAGCUGCUCGAGCUCGAAGGGGGAGCGCGAGAGCGACUGAGAGACGUCGCGUGCAUGCUGCAGGAGCUCAUCAAGGACAAGAGGACAAGCUCGUCGAUCAGCAGCGAGUUCCUGCGGGUCAACUUCAACUGUGAGGUUGGUGACAGUUUCGUUGAGGCUCUCAAGACGUACGGGCCUGACAGUCAGCAUGCUCGAAUGCCGUUUGCCUUCUCGAGGAGGUUGUUGGAGGAGAAACGUCAGGAUGCAGUGCCAAGUGACGCAGAACCUGUCGUGGAGAGCAAGCGACAAGAGGUUCUGAGAAAGAUCGAGAGGGUUCCUCCCCUACAAGACAUCCAGGAAUGGGUAGACUGGGAAGAGUACGGCUCUGUUCUCGGCUCCUUCUCUUCUUUCAUCCACAGGCAGUGGAAGCAGGGGAAGGUGAAGAAUGUGAUUCAGAUCAGCUCAGACUUGUUUGUGCGGGUCGAGCUCAGCACCUUCACUGACUUUGAGGGAGCUGUUUGCAGGCGACGAGCGAGAGAUGCGGCGCAGGCAGCUGUGGGGCAUGUGUUCUUGACCGGCACUUGUUAUGCCGAGAGCGUAGCAAGGCUACAGAGAAGUUUCACAGAGUUGCUUACAAGCGACGAGGCUGACAGGCCGGAUGAAAGCUUCAUCCUUGACGCGAUAGCAUGUGUCCCCCCCCGGCUGCGGAGGGACGUGGGCCUUCCCGUCUUUGCUGAGCCGUUCUUGAGCUCAGCCACGAGUGCGAGCCAGCGACUGGUCGCGUCAUGCAAGUCAGAGGCGCACGAGGUUGUCCUUGAACGGUUGGCCGCCGCCUUCCCCCGCCUCAACUUCACCCUCAGACGAGACGACUCGCACCCGUUGGAAGCAGCUCCGCGUUCAGUUCCAGUGCCAUCGGAGGCAAGCGGAGAUGAUGGGGUGGUGGAGAGCAGAGGAGAUGGAGAAGCAGCACAAGAGCGCGCGAUUGAGGCGAGAAAGUGUACACAUGACGGGGAUGAAGCAGAGUCGAAGACCGAAUUGAUAUGCCGCAAGAUUCGGAACAAGUACGGAAUUCAACUCGACACCAUGGGACUGGAUCCUGAGCUCAGGAAGGUGGUGGAAGAGCAGAGGAAGAUGUUGAAGAACUCACUCAAGUUACUGUCUACGGAGCUGUACGCCAAGGAAAUCCACUACAUACACGAGAUCAUCCAGAACUGUGAUGACAACUCGUACACGGGCGACGUGGAGCCCUCGUUGAUCAUCCGGCUGACAGAAGAGUUGAUUGAGUUCGAGAACAACGAGAUCGGGUUCAGCGAGAGAGACGUCGAGUCGAUAUGCUCCAUCGGCCAGAGCAGCAAAGCCAACAGGAAGGGUUUCAUAGGGCACAAGGGCAUAGGGUUCAAGAGCGUGUUCAAGAUCUGCAGCAAGCCCAAGAUCCAUUCCAACGAGUUCCACUUCGAGCUCGCGGCAGAGGCGAAGGAGGGGGAGGAGAGCGCGGGGUUGGAGUACAUCGUCCCUCAACCAAUUCCUCCCCCAGCAGGAUGGCGAGCUGGCUCCGGGACGAAGAUCGUGCUUCCCAUCGCGAGCAGCCGUCGACGGGAGAUCCAAGCAUGCAUCAAGGACUUGGAGGAGACGAUCCUGCUCUUCCUGCGGAAGCUGAGGGUGAUCGAGAUACACGACGCGAGGGCACAGGAUGGCUCCGUGCACAUCAGGAGGAUGAGGAGAGAAGCUGAGACGGAGGGGAACUUUGACUUGGUCAGCCUCACCAAGGUCGUGGACGGCGAGGAGUCGAGCCAAGACUGGCUGGUGCUCAAGACCAACGUGGCUGAGAAGACGCAGGAUGACCUCUGCCUCCAGCUGGCGGUUCCUUUCAUGCACGAGCUGGGAGCCGAGCAGGACUACCAGCAGAGAGAUGUCUUUGCGUACCUCCCGGUGAGAUGCUACGGGUUCCGUUUCAUCGUCAACGGAGACUUCGCCGUCACCUCGUCAAGGGAGUCGGUGGACACCAUGGACAGUAGGAACCUGCGCCUCCGCGAUGGGAUAGCCAGACACUUUCCUACGUUGAUACGCGAGUUGCAGGAGAGGUACCUGUCAGCGACGAAGCAGAACCAGGAAGCUGAGAGAGACGUGCAUGUAGGAGAGUACACGCGGGUGGUCAUGUCUGUCCUCCCGACCCCAGGAGAGGUCAACGACUUCUUCGCGGUUGUACCUGAUCAGAUCAGGAGAGCGAUCGAUAGCCUUGAGCUUGUUCCCCUCAGGACCGGAAAGUUUGUCAAGGCUCGUUGUGCCGUGUGGAGGCCGCGGAAGGUGGAGAGUGAAGUCAUCAGCUUCUUGGAGGAGAUGCUCGCCGAGGAAGGACUGGGGUUUGUGCACGACGCCGUCGCCAAGUACCAGGUCCUCGGCGAACAUCUGGGGAUCAGACGCCUCCAGCAAGUCUUCCCAUCCAUCUUGAAGCAUCUGGAGCAACGGCUGCAGUCCAGCCUCUCCGACGACCUGACUAUGGAGUGCUUGGCAUGGAUCUUCAACGAGCUGAGAGACGAGGAGGACGUGGCAGUACUUCGGGAGGUCUUGCAACGCAAACUGAUCCCUCUGGCCUCGGGCGACUUUGUCAGGCCACAGGAGAAGAGUGUGUAUGUGCUUCAAGACGUCUUUGAUCUUUCUCUCGAUCCUUCCCCCUCCUUCCGCAUCCUCCAUCCCUUGUUCGCCGAGAAGAUCCAGAUGUACGGUCGCGGCCUGAAGAGCUUCUUGAAGGAGAUGAAUGUGGUCUGGAACAACGCUGAAGCAUUCCUGCGCAGCCAACUGAUGCCCGUGUUGCAUGACCAAGAGAGCGAGGAGAAGGAUCUGGUGACCGGGCUGAUUCUGCUCAAGAAGGUGUUGGAACAGCAGAGUGAGCAGGUGAGGCGGCUAAUGUUGCUCGACAUCCGGCAGAAAGGCAUCGUGCUGCUCGACGAGCAAGGAGAUCGUGUGUGGAGCUGCAACGCGCUGCAUCAGGGCCCGAGCUACUCCAAGCAUGCGGACCGAGUGACCGACAUCGUCGGGAGAUCCUCCGGCUCCAUGUCCCCUGUCCCCUGGAAGUUGGUCAGCUCCAAGUACCUCGAGAAGGAACAGGAUGCGGGAGGAUGGAGGGCGGUCUUCCUUGGGCUGGGGAUCUUGACCUUCUGCCACGUCCGAGAACCUGGAUACACCUCAGAAGAGAUGUGCAGCCUCUAUCGGUCCAUCGUCGAAGCGGAUGGAGCUCCAGAGCCGAGGCGACGGAGACUGCAGCUGUUCUUCUCUCUGCUCUCGGAUGUCUGGCAGGAGGAGUACGAGCAGGCUCUUGGUCUUCCGGAGGAAGGCGAGGUAGCUUUUCUCACCUUCCUCCGCCAGGAAGCCAAGCUCCCAGGCACUGACGGUCAGCUCCAUCCCCCGCAGCUUCUCCUUCAGAGGACCGAGCACGUCUACAGAGUCCUGGGGGCAAAAGGAAUCUACCCAGACGUCGACAAUCUGGACGUGAAGCUCUCCCAGCGCCUUGGAAUCAGCUCCCAGCUGCAGCCCAGCAACAUUUUCGAUCAGUUGGAGCACUGGAGAAGCUCUUCAACGCCUCUGUCACUGAGCUUCAUGGAGAGCGUCUACAAGUGCCUGCGAUCAGACCAGUCCAGCUGUAACUCCAGCAGUGAGCGGAGAUGCAUCUUCGUGCCUGACAAGCAUUCGGUGAUGAGUCUGGUGACGCAGAAAGGAAAGGAGAAGUACGUGUUGGAUGCGUCAGUGGAGACGGCGGGCAAGUGGUACAGCGCGCCGUCGCUGGUGCUGAAGGAUCCGAGCUACCUCCUUGACACUGACAGAAUAGAAGUGACGAGGGGGAUGAACGACUACUGCUGUCAGGGAGACUUCCGUGCUGUGGAAGCUUACUACAAGAACGUCUUGGACGUGCUCUCGGGGUUCGGAGUGAGGGAGGAGCCGCCGUACGAGUUCUAUACCAGCCUGUUGAGGCGUCUGGAGAGAGAGUCGUCCUCCAAGAUCACUGCCGUGGAGAAGCUUGCUUGCCAACUUCGAGUCCUCGUCCACUUCUCCUUCGAGUUCGACGACACCAGGAGCAACCUGAAGCCUCUCUUUGCCGACCAGCCGCAUGCUCACCCCAGGACGCUGGAGGAGCUGCUGGCGCUCGUGCGUGAGACGACGCUGAGGAACAAGUGGGUCGAGAAAGCCUUGCAGCUCGAGACUGCCGUCAGGCAGAUGAGGGAUCAUGAUGUUCGCUUCCCCGGCAGCGACGGCUCCUCUGUGGCCCUCAGUGAGUGCCUGGCCAUCUACGAGGACGAUGCUGUGGCCCCGAGGCUUGAGGCGCUUGGAGGUCAGUUUGGCUUCAGUGCCAUGGAGCUUCAGUCCUCUGCCCGUUGGAUGGAUGUCGUGAAGCAGUCGGUCUGUCUGCGGCACUUUGACGUAUCCGAUGGGAAGCCUUUCAGGGCUGAUCAGGGCGGGGUCGCGGUCAAAGGCUAUCCCCUCCACCUCGCGAGAUUCUACCAUGAGGUCCUGGGCCUGCCGCACCUGGCGGGCUGCAUUGAGGAAGAGGUGAAGGCAAAGGACAAGGUGGCAGGCAUGAAGGUCACGAUCUCAGUUGCCAGCGACUCGACGGGCCGUCGAGAUGAGAAGCUUUCUUUCCUCCCUGACUCAGAAGCUGAGAGCCGAGGAGAACAGCUGGAGGUAUCAGACCCGGAUCUCCUCAUCCUGUGCUCAGUGUUGGAGGCCGUCAAGAGGUUUGCUGGCGAGUCUUCUCACUCGGUGCAAGUUGUUUGCGUCCACGACCUCUACGUCCACAUCGGCAUCAGGCAGCCAGACAAGCAGUUCAAGGAGCUUCUCACCGUUGAGAAGAGAAUGACAAGCCAGCGUGUGGGCGGAGAGAGGGUGAUGAGCGUGGUGCAAGGAACGCUGAGUCACAUGUCUGACGGGGAUGACAUCGUUCAUGAGCUUGUGCGAUGCUUGUCUGCGCUGCUGGACUUGCAGGGGACGCGAGACUCGGAGAUCGAAGAGGCCGUGAGAGGCUCCAUCAGGAGCAGCCUUGGCCUCUCGACCAGGAGCCCAGCAGGGAACGAUGGCGGUAUAUCCGCGGCGAUGCAGAGGAUACAGCUGCAUGAAGAGGAAGAGCUGGAGUUGGUGGAGGACGGAGACUUCGAUUUCUCAGAUGUCUCAAAGCAGAUCAAUGCAAAUCGCUUAAGUGAGAUCGAGCGACUGAGACUGAAAGCUGCCACGUCAUCGCCCGGUGAGCCCGAGCGGAGCGUGCUUCAGACUAUCCGCGACCCCCUGGCAUUCUCGUCGGAGGAGCGGGUACGAGUGCCGAUGCCUGUCCGACUCCCCAGGCACCUUCACUUCAUGAUGCCCAGCAUGGACGACGAGGAAGAGGAGGGAGAGGGGGAGGAGGAAGCGUAUGAGCUCGCGAACAUCUCAGUCCCUCAGGACCAGGAGCGCUCAUCGGAGACGGGAAGGAUCGGGGAGGCGAUCAUGAACGCCUGGCUGUCGUCCAACCACUUCGACUUCAAGUGGGUGAACGAGGACGGCGAGUCCUUGAAGCCCUUCGACUUCGUCGUGAGAACCGACGAGAAGGACUGGUACCUCGAGGUGAAGGCGACGGAGGGCAGCAUGCCGGAGGCUUCGGCGGCGGAGGAAAUCUUCAUCUCCCCUCAGGAGAUUCACUUUGCAAUGACCAACCCCGUUGCCUUGGCCCGUAUCUACCAGACGAGGUCUGAGAACCCGCGGGUUCUCGUGCUCAAGGCCUUCUCCAGGCUCGUACGAGCCAACAAGAUCGAGUGCCGAGCUCGCAUCUCAGCCAAGACGAUCAAGAAACAAGUUGCGGAGGACGAAGCGGGAGAGGGACUGGACGCUUCACACUCACAGUAG